This is a messenger RNA of Lactuca saligna, 651 nucleotides long. The record is from the annotation of a GenBank genome assembly. NCBI's taxonomy places the organism in Eukaryota, Viridiplantae, Streptophyta, Magnoliopsida, Asterales, Asteraceae.
AUGUCGAGCCAACAUCGGUCUUUACCUGAUUUCACCACCUUCUUUUUAGAAAAAUGUGACAGCCUCAGGACGAAGACCACUGGUGGCAUUUGUAUUGGAGGUCUCAUUACCCUCAUUGGUUUGGGUAUGGGCCUUAAAUUUCCAGAAUCUGAAUAUGUAGCAAUGGAUGAUCCACCUCUCUACCUUCUCGAUUGCAUCAUUCUCAUCCGGAUGGAAUUAAUGCUACCUCAUCCUACUCUUCCUGGACAUUACACUUGGCUCAACCAUGUCAAGGACCCAAUUUACAUCUUACCCAAUCCAAGUAUCUCUCCCUUCACCACCAAUUACCCCGAAACAUGGUUCUUGCCUCAAGAGUUGCCAGACGAUGAUGAUGCAGCAGCGGAUGAUGACAUGCAGGUGGACCCUGACAAUGCUGAUAAACCAUUCGAGGCUAAAGACCAUUAUGAUCUCCUGAUCCGCCAGUUGCCAUCACCUUAUCCAGGUCAAGCCUUUGGGUCACACUCUCAGCCCUCAGGAGAACACUUCCAACCACAACAUGAUUAUCACUCAUACCAGCAACACAAUGAGCCCAACCCCGCACACGAGUUUCCUCUCGAUAUUUACAGCCAGCUUGCAGGGAAACAGGAACACUGCAGCCAUCCAACGCAUUGA